This is a messenger RNA of Ipomoea nil (Japanese morning glory), 785 nucleotides long. RefSeq lists its product as uncharacterized. Bases 90 to 590 code for a protein of 166 amino acids. The transcript has 6 exons. The record is from RefSeq and is a predicted model, not a curated record. Lineage: Eukaryota; Viridiplantae; Streptophyta; Magnoliopsida; Solanales; Convolvulaceae.
CGCUAAAACCCUUGCGCUCCAAACCCUGCUCUCUACGAGAUUCAAGACAAAGUUCAACGAUUUCGGAUCGAAGAGGAUUUGAAGAAAAAAUGGAAGAAAAGGAAAAUGGUUUGGCGAGGGGGAAGCUGAUGGAAGGGAUGGCAUCCAUAGCACUAUUACCGAGUGGAUCUAUAUCUGGACACUUCAUUCAUCUUCCACACUCUAUCUGCUAUGGCCUUCACGGCACUGAGUUGGCAUGUGAAAGGGAGUGCAGCAGGGGGGAGGAUUACCGCUUAAUCAAACUUACAAUUACAGACUUUAAUACUAGGAGAGAAAGGGAUGUCAUAGUGGAAUGCAAAGGUCAUGAUGCUGCUAGGCUAAAUAACGUUGACCAUGCUCAUGGGUGGGACAAUGAUGUUAUGACUUUGCUUGAAGAGAAGCACCAAAAACAAAAUAUUUUGGUUUCUUUCGAGUGCGAAACACUAAAAGCUGAAAAAGAAGCGGAGGAGCAUAUCAACAAGUUCAUGCCCAAGUUAGCAGGGAUGGAUGCUGUUGUUAACAUAGGCAAGAUGAGCAUCUCUGGGUUAAACUUUGAAGAGGAAACUGAAUAAAAGCAACAGAAAAAUGCUGGAUUUCGUGGAUAUCGUUCUUCCUCAUGGUGGAACCUCAGAAACUUACUAUUGUUCAGUUGCACUGCCUUGACUAGCUUAUAAAAAGUGUUUUGUUUGAUGGCAUCUUAUCCUCAUGUCUAUAACCUGAAACAGAAACUUCAUUACAAUCCAAGUUUUUUUUUGUUUUCCCCUUCA